Ustilago hordei is the source of this 1305-nucleotide messenger RNA. RefSeq lists its product as uncharacterized. Gene Ontology annotation, molecular function: cystathionine gamma-lyase activity; pyridoxal phosphate binding. Gene Ontology annotation, biological process: transsulfuration. Gene Ontology annotation, cellular component: cytoplasm. The transcript has a single exon. The coding region runs from base 1 to 1305 and encodes 434 amino acids. Lineage: Eukaryota; Fungi; Basidiomycota; Ustilaginomycetes; Ustilaginales; Ustilaginaceae. The record is from RefSeq and is a predicted model, not a curated record.
AUGACGAUUUCUACUAGCAACGGUGCCACCAAUGGCAACAAUGGUCACAACGGAGCUCACGCAUCCUCCAUCGGCUUCGCCACAAAGGCUAUCCACGUCGGUUCCGAACCCAAUCCUGCUACCGGUGCUGUCAUCCCACCUAUCAGCCUGAGUUCCACGUUCGCACAGGAUGGUAUCGGCAACCACAAGGGCUACGAGUACUCUCGAUCCGGCAACCCCAACCGUGACUCGUUCGAGCGUGCAGUUGCUGCGCUCGAGGGCGGCAGCCGAGGUCUCGCCUUCUCCUCUGGCUCGGCCGUCACCGCCACCAUUCUCAACUCGAUGCCCUCUGGCUCUCACGUCGUCAGCGUGAACGACGUCUACGGCGGUACCUACCGAUACUUCUCCAAGGUGGCCACUGUGUCGCAAGGCAUCCAGACCAGCUUCGUAGAGAUGGACGGUCCCGAGGCGGAGGUCAGCGAGCGUGUCAAUGCUGCGAUUCGCAAGGAGACGGCCCUCGUCUGGAUCGAGACUCCCACCAACCCUACUCUCCGAGUCAUUGACAUCCCACUCAUCGUCAAGCUCGUCCGAGACCAUCCCAACGCCAGCAGGGACAUCAAGAUCGUUGUCGACAACACCUUCAUGAGCCCAUGGUUCCAGAAUCCUAUUGUACAUGGUGCCGACUUGGUCAUGCACAGUGUCACCAAAUACCUCAACGGUCACAGUGAUGUGGUCAUGGGUGUUGCCGUCACCAACGACGAGGCCUGGGCAGACCGAUUGGCUUUCUUGCAGAACAGCAUUGGCGCUAUCCCAUCUCCUUUCGACUGCUGGCUCGCUCUUCGUGGUCUCAAGACCCUGUCUCUUCGAAUGAAGGCUCACGGCGAGUCGGCUCUUGCCAUCGCACAGUUUCUCGAGUCACACCCUUCCAUCGAGAACGUCAUCUAUCCCGGUCUUCCUUCGCACCCGGGCCACGAGGUCGCACGACGACAGAUCACACAGCGUGCUGCCGCUGCUCGACCUACUGGCUCUAACGGCACUUUCGCAUACGGCGGUAUGAUCUCGUUCCGAAUCAAGUCGAAUCCCGCCGACGAUGUUCCUGCCGACAAGUUCCUCUCCAACCUCAGCGUCUUUACCCUUGCUGAGUCGCUUGGUGGUGUUGAGAGCUUGAUCGAAUUGCCUUCCAAGAUGACUCACGGCUCCGUUGCACUCGAGGACAGGAUCAAGAUUGGUAUUGGCCACAACCUGAUCCGCGUCAGUGUUGGUAUCGAAGACACUACCGAUCUCAUCAGGGAUCUUGAGAACGGUCUCAAGGCUGCCGGCCUCUAA